GCAGUUCGUCUGUAGUGUCUUCGCUGUGUGGUCCACAAUACCUGUUUAGGUUCUUCGUUGGGUUUAUUAGUUUGACAUCAGCUGAUUUAGGCUUAUUUUCUAUGAAUUAAAGUUUUAAUUUUUAUUUAUUAUUUUGCGUGUAAUGAAUAUUUCCUAUGACAAAAAGUGCAAAACUGCAAUGGCGCAUGUCCAAGAAAUAGUAUUUUUAAUCAUUCAACGUGUUCUUAAGUAAAAUAAUAUUCUUCGACAAGAAAAAAUUUCCACCUUAUUACGAUGGCUAGAAUUUUUAGUUACCAUUAUGUGUUCAACAAAUGUAAACGUUGCUUUGUAAAUAUUGUUUGAAAAACACAAACACGCAUGUUGCAAAAUUAAAAUGAACAGAGAAUGCCCGGGGAGUCAAAUCCACGAUAGCAGCUGCUGGUUUUCGACAUGAAGAUGUCGAUUGGUCGUUCGAGUCGCUAAAAAAAAUAGUCAUUUGAAUUUUUUUACUGUGUGAUAAUAUUUCUGUUAAAUUUUCGCACAAAUGUUACCAGUAAAAAACAUUUGCGCCAAUUCUACACCCAUUUGGGACAUAUAAGUUACAAAUAAUUGUGACGAAAGAACAAAGAGAGGCAGAGAGGUAAAUUGACAGGAAAGAAAAGGCUCCUGACUAACAGUGGUAACGGCAGCAUGACGUGCCGAGCGGCGCACCGGGCGCAGUUGGGGAAGGGGGAAGGGGGAAGGGGGAAGGAGGGAGGUGAGCUGGUGGCCACACUGUCACCGGGGACCUCCAAGGACCUCCAAGGACCUCCAGGGACGGCGCGACCUCCGGCAGCCUCUCACCCCGCGACACGCGACCCGCAGGACGCUAUAAGAACACUCCGGGUGGUCCUCGGGACCAGAGUCCUGCUCUGCAGCCGCGCCGAAGCUACCUACCGUCCUCCGACAUGAAGCUGCUGGUGGUCCUCCUGACGCUAGCCGUCUGCGCGCGAGGUGAAGACAAGCAGCAGGAAGCCACGGAGAAGACCGUGGACAAGCGUGGGGUCUUCGGCCUGGGCUACGGCUACGCCGCUCCCCUGGGCUACGGCUACGGCCACGGUCUGAGCUACGUCGCCGCGCCGGCCGUCGUAGCAGCUCCCGUCGUCACCAAGGUCGCAUACGCGGCGCCGGUCGUAGCCAAGGUCGCCUACGCCGCGCCCGCUUACAGCUACGCCGCUCCCCUGGGCUACGGCUACGGCCACGGUCUUGGCUACGGCUACGGCCACGGUCUGGGCUACGGCUACGGCCAUGGCCUCGGCUACGGCUACGGCUUCCAUCACUGAAGGCCACUACCCCCCUACGACACAUUUAAAUCAUCCACUAUUGACUCAUCCAGUGAUUCCUCCUGUGUUCUGAGAAAUUGUUCACCCACAGCAUAGCACAUUUUUUUUUGACGUUUGUAAUGAAGACAGAAAUGAAAUAAAAAAAAUGUUUUCACUUUUAAGCUUUCUAAUUUUUUUGGACUACAUGUUUGGUCAACUUGUGGAAUGAUUGAAGGCGUUUUGCACAAAUAUAGUUCAAGUGUGAUAUAGUUUCAUAAUCUUACAUAUGUGAUCAUGAUUAGAACGCACACUCACACCUUGAAGAACGCAACCUGCACUCUCAUCUCGGCAGGGUUUGGGUACGUGAUUCCAUGUAAUUAACUAAACAACAUACAACACAUUUGUAAUGUGUGUAUUAGCUGCAAUGCAUACAUGACACAGAGCAUGGCAUUAGCGUAAUGAAACGAACGUACAUCACAUUAAUAUCGUCAAACCUUGCCCGAACUUUCCAUUUAGUGCAGAAUACAACCAUAAGCAAUCUGAAUCGAAUUAUGAAAGAUCAUAACCAGAGUAAAGUUUUGUGUUUGAUACAUGAACGAUGUUAUUAACUUCGGUCAUUACAAACUUUCACUUUCCGAGAGUUUGCUGAUAACGCGAGACGUAAGUUUCGGAUGAAUCUUAGGUCUUUACGAUAAUGUACUCUUUAAGUAAAUAUUUAUAAUAGCACUGAUACUAAAUUAAGAGAGAAGGAUAUAUAAGGAGAAACAGAGAAUUUAGGGCCAUAGAGUGGUUUGUUCGCUCACUUAGAAACUGUUUCUCUGCCAUGAACUAUAUCGCUGUCUUUAUGUCUUUGAACGCACAAAGGCGUUCGUUUUUAUUACGAGCACAUUUUAAAUUACGUUGCUACCAUUUUGGCAUAAUUUUACUGAUCUUGACGUAAGGAAAGUUAAUUUAGGCAAAGCAAAGAAGUUGGUCUCGCUCCUUUAGAAACUACGUGUUUCACGUUCACUGCAGCUGUGAAGGCGAUCAGCGAUCCCUGACAUAUGGUGGAGGAAACGUGGCAGUGCUCUGUGGAUCAUCUCAUUGCAUGCUUUCUCAAUUACAUUAGCUCUUUAUCAGCUGGCUGCGAAUUAUGAGUAUCUGUUGAUACGGCGAUGUGUGUUUCUAAGUUAUGAUCGUCAUGACUUAUGACAGUUAUAAGUUAUAUGGUAUUUUCAAGAAGUCUAAUAUAUGACUGUUCUAAGUUGUGACUUUCUAAGUUAUGUGGGGAUCCCGUCCAUGCCAUGUAACUUGUCAAAAAAUUUGACCUUUUUUCAAAAGCAUUAGUGUUACAAAUUUCCCAACUGUUUCUGGCAAAGCAAUACGUGAUGUUUGUUUGGGAAUAUUGACAACCACGUGAAGUUUUUUUUAACUAAAUCUAUUGACAGACUACUGUGGAAAAGAGGAUAGCUGCUAAUUUAAUGGUUAAUAAAUAUUCGUGUAAAAUAUUAGAUGAUUGUAAGUUUGUACAUUGAUAUAAAAACAACUGUAUCACUACAAAAUAAUGUUCCCAGUAAAACUGUGUUCAGAUUCUUA
Bacillus rossius redtenbacheri is the source of this 2855-nucleotide messenger RNA. RefSeq names its product cuticle protein 65-like. NCBI's taxonomy places the organism in Eukaryota, Metazoa, Arthropoda, Insecta, Phasmatodea, Bacillidae. The transcript has 2 exons. The coding region runs from base 927 to 1301 and encodes 124 amino acids. The record is from RefSeq and is a predicted model, not a curated record.